GGGCAUCUUCCGUUCAAUCGUUUUUACAUUUUCCAGUUAUGAACAGUGUUUAUGGGUAUUCAACAGUCAGUUUACAUGUGCACCUGCUUAUUACUAUCGUUAAUUCUCGAGUGUCUAUCGGCGUAGCCAAUUUGACGUUCCGUUCCACCUUCUGUAAGCAAAAGGCAGAAACUUCCUUCGUCCCAUUUCCAGCUGUUGCGCAUUCCAGGGCACAGGGUUGCUGCUGACGGAGAAGACAGAGGGCAGCGCCGUCAGUGUCAAAACUCGCUUUUGUGAACACUGUGGUUUGACUGUCGGUGGCAGCAGUGAUGUCCACAAAUCUGUAGCCAAAGGCUAUCCAACGCUACCGACAGUUUAUUAUUUAAACUGGACGAGAGCAGUUGCCUGAGCUUGCGUCUGGAUACAAUUUGUUUUGGCAGACUUUUCAUGACCGACACCGACCGCUCACUCUCAACCAUGGACACAGGCAACUGCCUGGAGGACCCCUCCCAACCAGGGACUGAACAACGUAGCCAUGUCCAUCACACAGUCAAUCCUGCCUCACCCACCAUUAACCCCACCUCCUCUACAACUGUGCUCCUGACUCCGCUCCUCAGUCCGCCCCUGGACUUGAUUGACACAGGAAAGGGACUGAAGAUGCAGACGGCCAGGCCCCACCUGGUCAGCCUGGGGAGUGGCCGUCUGAGUGUGGCCAUCACUGUGCUGCCCCUCAACGAAGGAAUCACCCGGAUUGGUCGAGAGGAUGCACCCGUUCCCCAGGACAUCACCAUCGAAGGCCCUGGGAUUGAGGUGGAGCACUGCCAAAUCGAGAACCGGGAUGGCAUCAUCACCCUGGACCCCUGCGGCAACCUGUGUGCGCUGGAUGGAGUACCUGUUACUGAGCCCACCCCGCUAACGCAAGGGUAUGCUCUGUGUCUGGGUAAAUCCUAUUUCUUCCGCUUUAACCACCCAGAGGAAGCCAGCCGAAUGAAGAGCAUGCUGCCCAAGAAAAACCCUGUGUCCUUGCUGGCCUACGGCUCAGACUAUCUGAAGUUUGGCAUGGACUACAGCCAUGGAGUGGACAGGGCUAAGGGCCAGACAGGGCAGUCAGAGGUGGAGCUACAGGACCUGAUGAAGACGCUGCAGCACAGGAAAGUAGCAGUGGAGCGCAACAAGCGAGCCAAUGGGGACUGCAGCCCCUCCUACUUUAGUCUGACAAAGUCCCCGCCCACUAGCCCCACCCCAGGCUCGCCUCAGACCACAGGCCUCCACCAGGAGCAGGGGGACUCCUGGGAGCGAAUCCCUCCCUACACCUGCUCCAAUGCACGGAAUCUGUCCCAGGACAGCCUGUUGACUCCUCUCAUUGCAGAAAGGGAGAGCCCCCUCUUCCCCGUGCGAAACAGUUCCUCUGUAGGCAAACCACCCCCCUCAGCACCAGCCAGCAUGCCUUCCAGCCCCCACCUCUCCCGCUGGCUCCACCCCCAGGAGGUGAGGCGGGAAGGGGGCAGCGGGGCCCGGGACCUGGGCCCAGACCUGGACCCCAGACGGCGGAAGUACUCAGCGGGGUCCCUGAGAGGGAUGAUGGGUAACCACAGCCGCUCGUUACCCCGCCUCUACAGAGCGGCCGACACUCCACUCACCCUGCUCCCCCGUCGUGACCCCGAGCCCUCCCGAAAUGGCCAGGUAGAGGUGGUCUCAAUCUCCCUCUCCUCCAAGGGCUCCACCUCCUGGAGAUCCACCUCCGACAAUGUCACCGCGGCGACCAGUGUCUCCGCCAGCCCUCGCGUGGCCAAGAAGAUGAACCUGACAAGCUGCUACUCGCCCGAGCAGUGGGCCAACCUACAGGGGUCCUUGUCCCGGCUGGACCUGGGGCUGAGUGAGAGGAGGCCAUCCUUUGGGAAGGCGGGGCUGGGGCCGGGCACAGGUCAGGGGGCCUUCUGGGAGAGGAGGGGCAGCAUCAGCUCCCUAAGUGGGAAGGAGGAGCUGCAGGACUACCACCAGUGGCAGAGAGAUGAGAGGCUGCGUGAGCAAGAGGUGGAGAGGCUGGAGAGGCAGCGUCUGCAGACGAUCCUCAACCUGUGCUCCAAGCUGAACCCUACAGAGAAAGGCCAGGGCGGCUCGGUGGCAGCCAAUCUGUGCAGGAUCAACAAGGAGCUGGAGAAGCUGCUGGUGUCUGACGAUGAAGCCGCAUUCUCUGAUGAACCCGGGGCCGUGCCUGAAGGCGGCUGCGAGCUCCCGGACUGCCAGAAUGGGAGCAGCUCCUCUCCCUCCCUGCAGCCCCUCGCAACCCCCAUGCAGAGGACGGCAGAGACUCCAGAUGAUGGGCAGCUGAAGCAGGAGGUGGCCCGCAUUGAGGAGGAGAGAAUCCAAGUGCUGAACAACAUGGAGGAGCUAGAGCAGAAGAUCAAAGACCUGGACAACCAGAUGGAGGAGUCUGUACAGGAGAUGGAGGUGGAGCAUGCUCUGCUGGAGGGGGAGCAGCAGGCAGAGGCCUCACAGCUGCAGCAGGCGAAGGAGGUGCUGGAGCAACUCAGCGAAAAACUGGCAAACCUGAAGAAAACCGUUCAGGUGGAGAAAUCCCAGUUCAGGGCCCAGCUGGCUGCAGAGAUGACCAAGGUGGAGAGGCUGGCCGGGCUGGUCUCCAAGCAGAAGAUCCAGCUAUACACCCGCCCUGAGGCCCAGAAGGAGCAGCUCCAGCUCCAGCUGUCCAGGGAUACAGAUGCAUUGGAGGUGGCGAAGAAGAGGUUUGAGGACCUGGAGUUCCAGCAGCUGGAGUGUGAGAGCCAUCAGGAUGAGAAUGAGACAGUGAGCCAGCAACUGCUGAGAGAGAUCGCAGACUACCAGCACAGCACCGUCACAUGCAAGAAGAAAAAGGAGAAGAAGAAGAGGAAAUGUAAAAGGCUUCUGGCCUUAAAGAAACAGUCCAGCCAGAUUACCCAGCAGGCCCAGUGGGAGAAGGACACAUUCCAGAAGGAAAAGAACAACCUUCUGAUCAUGCUGCAGAGGGGUAAGGAGAACCUGGCUGCCCUGGAGAAGAGGUACACUCAGCUGACUGGCGGGAAGAGGCUCCCCCUCAGUUCCAUGAGCUUUAAUGAGGGUUAUGUCACACUCAAUGAGAUCAAUGAGCUCUAUUGGCAGACUGGGUUUAACCGCACCCCUCAAGGCCAGGGCACGCCCUGCCCUGACAGGCUCUCCUCUGGGCCUGAGCCCAGCCUCUGCCCUGAUGAGACCAACCUCCAGCAAGACAGCAUCCCUCCACAGGAAAAGGUGGACAAGGACAAGACCCCCUGUGUACACUGGCCUGGACACAUGGUGACCUAUGUUGACCCUUCACCUUCCCGUGAAUCGCCUUCUCCUCUUCCUGUCAAAAAACACCGCCGACAGCAUUUUCGUGCGCUGGAAGAGAGGAAGAGGGCAGAGAAGGAAGGGCUGCCUCACUUGAGUGACACUCUUCCUUGCAAGAAGAGCCAAAUGGCCACCUCCACACCUUUUAGCAGUGCCACCCCCAAGGCUCACCUCCCACUUGUGCAGAGCUCCAGUUGUGGCAGUAUUCUCCCCUGCUCUCUGGCCAUCCCUUCCAAAGAUGCGGAGCCCCGCCGCUUGCACAAGGGAAAAGCCAAAAAAGGACACAGUCAGCACCACGUGAACGAGGAGCGCAAGCAGAGGCUGAAUGAGCUGUGCGGGCACACACCCUCCCAGUCCAACGUCUACGUGGACUCCUUCCACUACGGAGACAACAGGCACGACUUUGACACCAUGAGCAUCAACAGCUCUGACAGCAUGGAGACCAGCAUCUCCGCCUGCUCCCCUGACAACAUAUCCAGUCCUGCCAUGUACACCUCACAGGCCACACCACGCUGCACCAGCAUGUCCAACAUGGCCAAGAUUGUGGAAAUGGAACGGCUGCUGAGGGAGGCCAAGCUUGAGAAGAACCGGCUCCUGGAGCACCGGGAGCAUGAGAUGGAGGUGCGCAAGCAGGCUCUGGAUGAAGAGCGGAGGCGCAGGGAGGACCUAGAGAAGCGUCUGCAGGAGGAAACCAGCAAGAGGCAGAAACUCAUUGAGAGGGAGGUGAAGCUCCGUGAGAAACAGAGAGCUCAGUCACGGCCUCUCACCCGUUACCUGCCAGUCAGGAAGGGUGACUUUGACUUGCGCGCCCACAUUGAGUCGGCCGGCCACAGCACAGAAACAUGCUACCACAUGUCCCUGACGGAGAAGACCUGCCGCGGCUUCCUGGUCAAGAUGGGCGGCAAGAUCAAGACCUGGAAGAAGCGCUGGUUCGUUUUUGACCGCAACCGCCGGACCCUGUCCUACUAUGCAGAUAAGCAUGAAGCCAAGCUGAAAGGAGUCAUCUACUUCCAGGCCAUUGAGGAGGUGUAUUACGACCACUUAAAGAACGCUCAUAAGAGCCCCAACCCAUCACUGACAUUCAGCAUUAAGACGCACGACCGUGUUUACUACUUGGUGGCGCCCUCCCCAGAGGCCAUGCGGAUCUGGAUGGACGUGAUAGUCACCGGGGCUGAGGGCUACACCCAGUUCAUGGUGUAGCUGCGGAACCUUCCAGACCAGACCGGACUGCCAGAACUUCUCAGGGCCGGACACUGGUCCUCUAAAGACUACAGUGUCCUCUUUAGGGGCUUUGUUUUUGUUUUGUUUUAUUUUUGAUAUAUAUUUUUUUAUAUCAGGGGGCUCCAAUCUUGAGCCUUGUUCAAUGGAAUAUGCUAGUGCCUUAGUCAUUAUUAUUAUUAUUAUUAUUAUUUUAUGGACUUCUGUCGGAGGCCGAGGAUUGAGGUCGAGGAAGUGGUGCAAGGGCAGGGGCGAUCCAGGAUUUUUAAAAUGAGGUGGCACAGGGGGAUCCAAGAAGCAGCCCAUGGGAAAUCAGAAAAUUCUAUCAGAAAUAAAUACAGUGUUGAAAAUUGGCUUAGAAAACACUGGGCACGAUUUUCAGGCUCUUGUGCAGUGCCAUGUGCCCUAAUACAGGAGGUAUUACAUGAAAAGUGGCACUGCACAAGAGCCUGAAAAUCGUUGUGUAUUGAAUAACUGUUUUGCAUGGAUAGGACAACACAAUUUUGUUCUACUAAAUAAACAACAUCACAUAGGCAUUAAUAAUUCAUUUAACUUGUUUUGUUUUCAAUACAAACAUUGCAGUGUGUGUGUGUGUGUGUGUUCUCUGUACUCCAUGUUCUGAGCUUGAAAUCUGUGUCUGUUCAUGUGGGUUAUCUGCACCGUCACACAUGUAGACUAUGCUCUGCCUCAGAACAGCUGUGUUCUGUGGUUUUUGUGCUGGCUACUAAAUAGUUGGAUAAACUCGUACUGUAUAUUUCAAAAUCUAUAAUUGAGUGUGUACAUACCAUGAACAGAGACAUGGUGUUGUUAAUUUGCCGAAAAAGUCUUGAGUCGUGUCUCUCCUCCUAUUUGACGGUAAAAACGUGGUACUGUGAUUCCGCAUCGCAAAUCAAGCAGCUAUUGACAGCGCACUGAUCCAGUGGCGUUGAGGGGGCACCGG
Molecule: messenger RNA, 5482 nt
Organism: Anguilla anguilla (European eel)
Lineage: Eukaryota; Metazoa; Chordata; Actinopteri; Anguilliformes; Anguillidae
Gene: phldb2b
Product: pleckstrin homology-like domain, family B, member 2b
Exons: 26
Coding region: 427-4524 (1365 amino acids)
Biological process (GO): regulation of microtubule cytoskeleton organization
Cellular component (GO): basal cortex
Molecular function (GO): protein binding
Source: RefSeq, a predicted model, not a curated record